Penaeus indicus is the source of this 2962-nucleotide messenger RNA. RefSeq names its product tenascin-X-like. Gene Ontology annotation, cellular component: cell surface; integrin complex; focal adhesion. Gene Ontology annotation, molecular function: serine-type endopeptidase inhibitor activity; integrin binding. The transcript is spliced from 9 exons. Bases 152 to 2962 code for a protein of 936 amino acids. The record is from RefSeq and is a predicted model, not a curated record. NCBI's taxonomy places the organism in Eukaryota, Metazoa, Arthropoda, Malacostraca, Decapoda, Penaeidae. Gene Ontology annotation, biological process: cell migration; cell adhesion mediated by integrin; integrin-mediated signaling pathway.
AUAAAAGAGGAAAGAGAGAGAACGACGCACACGUAUUACAACCAGUAAGCACAUCCCGUAUUUGGCAUAGCAACAGACGAGCCUCUGGCCACCGAGAGAACGGGCAGGGCGGGCGCGGAGAGGUUGGCAGUAUCUCAACGUCGCCUCCGAGAUGGAGGUCCUGGUUUUGUUGAUCUUUGCGUCGGGGAUUUGCGUGGCGUCGGCUCAGGACGAUUGGCAACAAGCUGCUCAGAACUGCCCCUUGGAUACCCCCUGGGGCGCAGGCAACUUCAGUGACUCAGAUUGCGAUGAUCGAGAUCUACUCCCUUGCAAUGGUCUAGGAACCUGUGUGUGCGGACAAUGUAUAUGCAACCAAAGGGAUGACCCACAGGAAGUUGUCAGUGGGCGGUUCUGCGAAUGCACCAACUUCCUUUGCGAUCAAUACUUAGGACCUAUCUGUUCGGGGCCCGACCGCGGCCAAUGCGUUUGCAACAAGUGUGAGUGCAAACCUGGAUGGUCAGGAGACGACUGUGCGUGUGAGGACAGUGUUGAGAAUUGCAGAAACCCUCAGACGGGGGAAAUAUGCUCGAACAAUGGGGUUUGCGAGUGCAAUAGCUGUCGGCAGUGCAACGUGGUAGAAAGGGGGAGGUGUUCUGGCAGUUGGUGUGAAAACUGCCCAGCCCCUCACAGGAGGGGGGGAGGGCAGAGGGAGAGGCAUAGGAGCAAAGAGGAGAGGAAACAACGAAGAAGAGAAAGGAAGCAAAGGAAGAAACAUAAGGACGGAGGUGAAGAACCGGCAGCUGUAUCAGAACACCGGAAAUCAGCAGCUGAGUUAUGCCCCGCGGAUGCUCCCUGGGGACCGGAGGCCUUCGAUGACUCCUACUGCAAGGAAACAGAGUCAUCGCCGCCAUGCAGUGGUCGAGGAACCUGUGCAUGUGGAGAAUGUAGCUGCGACGAAAGGGCUGACCCACAGGAACUUGUUAGUGGGCAGUUCUGCGAAUGCACCAACUUCCUCUGUGAUCGAUUCAAUGGACGUCUUUGUUCGGGACCCGACCAUGGUGAAUGCAUUUGCAAUAAGUGUCAGUGCGAACCUGGGUGGGCAGGAGAAGCUUGUGAGUGUGAAGACAGUGUGGAUAACUGCAGGAACCCUGUCACUGGAGAAAUUUGCUCAGGCCAAGGCAUCUGCAGCUGCAAUGCGUGUGUAUGCAGUGUUGCAGAAGAAGGGAGGUAUUCCGGCAGGUGGUGUGAGGACUGUCCAACCUGCAAAGGCAAAUGUUCUCAGUACAAAUCUUGCGUUCAAUGCCAGGCCUUUGGCACUGGUGAUUUAAGCGAAGAAGAGUGCAUGGAUCAGUGCACGUUAUUCACAUUUACCGUGGGUAAAGUUGCCAGCGCGGAAACAGAGGACGAACGUUUAUGCACCUUCUUUGACGAAAAUGAAUGCCGUUUCACAUUUGUUUACGGCUAUGACGAAGAUCGACACCCGUUUGUGCGAGUGCAGCAAACCCUCGAAUGUCCUCCGGGUGUUGGAAGUGGAACAGGUUCCACAGCUGUAUCAGAACGUCGGAAUCUAGCAGCUGAGUUAUGCCCCGCGGAUACUCCCUGGGGACCGGAGGCCUUCGAUGACUCCUACUGCAAGGAAACAGAGUCAUCGCCGCCAUGCAGUGGUCGAGGAACCUGUGCAUGUGGAGAAUGUAGCUGCGACGAAAGGGCUGACCCACAGGAACUUGUUAGUGGACAGUUCUGCGAAUGCACCAACUUCCUCUGUGAUCGAUUCAAUGGACGUCUUUGUUCGGGACCCGACCAUGGUGAAUGCAUUUGCAAUAAGUGUCAGUGCGAACCUGGAUGGGCAGGAGAAGCUUGUGAGUGUGAAGACAGUGUGGAUAACUGCAGGAACCCUGUCACUGGAGAUAUUUGCUCAGGCCAAGGCAUCUGCAGCUGCAAUGCGUGUGUAUGCAGUGUUGCAGAAGAAGGGAGGUAUUCCGGCAGGUGGUGUGAGGACUGUCCAAUCUGCAAAGGCAAAUGUUCUCAGUACAAAUCUUGCGUUCAAUGCCAGGCCUUUGGCACUGGUGAUUUAAGCGAAGAAGAGUGCAUGGAUCAGUGCACGUUAUUCAACUCUACCGUGGUUCAAGUUGCCAGCGCGGAAACAGAGGACGAACGUUUAUGCACCUUCUUUGACGAAAAUGAUUGCCGUUUCACAUUUGUUUACGGCUAUGACGAAGAUCGAUACCCGUUUGUGCGAGUGCAGCAAACCCUCGAAUGUCCUCCGAGUGUUGGAAGUGGAACAGGAAUUCCAGGCCCGUGGUGGAAGGUCCUGGUGAAGGCGAGGGAGGGACUCGUGUCCCUCUACCUCGGCCACUGCGAUCAGCGUACCGUCCGCUUCCAGUGCGUGGCCGAAAGAGGCCGGUGUGAGCCUGUCAGUGACUGCGGUGGAAAUGCGGGCACGUUUCUUUCUCCCGAAGAGUGCCAGAGAGAGUGCCACACCGGAGCGCCGCCUGUGUCUGACGCCUCCUGCGACCGGUCCCAGUGCCCUUGGUCGAGAUGGUCCCACUACCUGGCCAGGAAAUGUCAUCCUCUCUAUGAUAAGGGAUUUUGCUGCCCGACUCGUUUCUCGUGUCCACGGGGGAUACAACUGAUGCAGCAAUGGACUAAGUGUUUCUACAGAGGGUCCCUUUACCUGCCUGGGGAAGAAGUGCCCUCAAGAAAUGACUGCCUUGGUACUUGUCACUGUGAAGUUGAUGCUUAUCCUGAUAUUAAGUGCCAAGCCCAGUGCCUUGACAACCUAGGUCAACCUGGACCAGGAUGUCGUCAUUUGUUCAAGCCGGGUUCAUGCUGUCCAUAUGCUCAAGCCUUGAUACGAUACAUUCACGAAUUUAUACUUAAACUAUAUUUCGGGAGAUGUUAUAAAUUAUAUACUGUAAAUGAAUGUGCCCUUUCAUCUUAUCCAUUAAUACACAUCCCUAAACAGCACAGGAAACACAACUGA